Tribolium madens (black flour beetle) is the source of this 5369-nucleotide messenger RNA. It is a transcript of the gene Ptp10D, whose product is annotated as tyrosine-protein phosphatase 10D. Gene Ontology annotation, biological process: protein dephosphorylation. Lineage: Eukaryota; Metazoa; Arthropoda; Insecta; Coleoptera; Tenebrionidae. The transcript has 15 exons. The record is from RefSeq and is a predicted model, not a curated record. Gene Ontology annotation, molecular function: protein tyrosine phosphatase activity; protein binding. Bases 264 to 4937 code for a protein of 1557 amino acids.
UCUUCUUUGAAAGUUUCCUCGUUUCGGGCUAUUGUCAGAUGCAAUAAUGGCGUAGAAGAGUGUUAACGUGUUUGCGUGUCGUGUAAUUGCUUCACGGAUGCAUCUCAUUUGAUAUAGCCCCCAUAACGGACAUAAUUAUGCAUCGUGUCCCGCGCGUCGCCCCGAUUUGAAUCCACCGUACCUGUCUCUUCUCUAUUGUUAUUUAAAUUAUUUUUUGUGUGUGUUUUUAUGUUUUUGUUUGUUUGUUUGUUGUUGUUAUUGCCAUGACCAGUGUCGUUUUUUUGCUUGGUGCAGCUUUAUUAGGGUCAAUCAAGCCGGGGCAAGCAGCGGAACUUGUCAUCCACAUUCCGGGCAAUCUGGGCCAAGAAGGGGUGAUUUACAGACUGGAUUACUACCCUCCUUUCGGACACCCCGCCCCAAACACCACAAUUGCCUCGAAAGACAUCCAAGACGUCAUCAAGUUCUCUCAAGCGUUACCCGGGACCAAGUACGACUUCUGGCUCUAUUACUCCAACUCCACUCACAAUACUCUCACAUGGACUGCUAAUUUUACGACUGUACCUGACCCGCCUUCAAACCUCUCGGUUAGUGUCCGGAGUGGGAAAUCUGCAGUGAUUUCAUGGAGCCCUCCGACACAAGGGAGCUACUCGAGCUUCAAACUCAAAAUCAACUGUCUCAACAACGUACCAGAGGCCAAACCUCAAACCCUCACCGUCGACAACGUAGAAAAUAACUCCUAUCUCCUCAAAGAACUGACACCGGGGGCCACUUACCAAGUCCAGGCUUUCACAGUAUUUGAAAAUAAAGAAAGUGCAGCUUAUACAUCGCGAAAUUUCACGACUAAACCGAACACUCCGGGGAAAUUCAUCGUGUGGUUUCGGAAUGAGACAACUCUUCUUGUUUUAUGGCAGCCCCCAUACCCGGCUGCCAUCUACACACAUUAUAAAGUCUCAAUUGACCCUCCCGAUGCCAAUGACAGUAUACUCUACGUGGAGAAAGAGGGCGAGCCUCCAGGACCGGCUCAAGCAGCAUUCAAGGGCUUGGUGCCAGGUCGGGCUUACAAUAUUUCGGUCCAAACGAUGUCAGAAGAUGAGAUUUCCGCACCCACCACUGCUCAAUACAGAACUGUCCCUUUAAGGCCCUCGAAAAUUACAUUUAGACUAAUCACCUCGUAUUCGUUUGAAGUCCAUUGGGAGGAGCCCAACGGAAAAAGUGAGUUUGACAAGUACCAUGUGUUUGUUGGAACGACGAAAAGCAAGCAACAGAUUACCAAAAUGCGAGAUGAUCCGACUUUUUACGAGUUCAGUGAGAACUUAGAUCCGGGGAAGACCUACAGUGUGACUGUGAAAACUGUCUCUGGGAAAGUUUCCUCAUGGCCUGCUACGGCUGAAGUGACUUUAAAACCUCUCCCUGUGAUGCAUUUACACGCCGAAAGUGAUAUUAAAAACGGGAUUGUUAACAUAUCCUGGAGUCCGAAUCCUCGCAGCUUCCAGGACAACUACUUGGUGUCGUAUCACGAAGUGGAGAGUUCAACCGGCGAUAGUAACAACAUAAAAACGAACAAUAAAACGAAAAUCACUCUGGAUACGCUGCUCCCUGGUCGCAACUACUCUCUCAUCGUCCAAGCGCUCUCUAAAGACAUGGAGUCGAAUGAGAGUUACCUCUAUGUGGUAACGCAGCCAAGCGCGCCCAUCAUCGAGGACCUCCGUCCCAUGAUCGAUGGUCUCAACAUAAGCUGGAAGAGCGACGUGAAUUCGCGUCAAGACAAAUACGAAUUGCACUGCGUCCGAAACGACACCAACGACAAGAUAAUCAGAACCACCCAUGACUCGAGGAUCAUCCUCACGAAUCUCUACCCAGGCGCUGGCUACCUAAUCAAAGUGUUUGCAAUUUCGCACGGCUUGAAGAGCGAACCUCAUGAGUACUUCCAACCAGUUUUCCCUCGUCCGCCCAAAAACAUGACAAUCGAGAAAACCACCACCACGUCCGUGUUGGUCCAAUGGGUGGCGCCGAGCGACUCGCUCAUCUCCGAGUAUGCCAUACGCUACCGAACAGACACCAAUCGAAAUUGGGUGCGAUUACCGCCUGUUCAAAAUACAGAGGCCGAAGUUACCGACAUGACUCCCGGCGAACGGUACACGAUCCAAGUUAAUACAGUUAGUUACGGUUUGGAAAGCAACGAACCACAACAAAUGAAUCAUACAGUACGACCGAAUCCAGCGUCGAAUAUCGCACGAUUGGUCGAUUCGAAUAAUGUCACUCUGGAGUGGCCACGACCGGAAGGAAGAGUUGAAACUUAUGUUGUCCGGUGGUGGGAAUCCGGGAACGAGUCCGAGAUCUACUCCCGGAAUGUGAGCCAGAAUGAGAAUGGCACCGGACCCGUUAGGUUACUCGUCAGUGAUUUGAUGCCAGGAGUUGAGUACACGUUUGAUAUCAAAGCGAUUUCGAAUGGUCUAGAAAGUGACAAGACGGUGUUGACAAUCAGGACAAUGCCUUUAAUCCAAUCAGAAGUCGUGGUUGUGACCAAUCAACAGUCGACAGACACCAUCAGUUUGAGAUAUACACCGACUCCCCCGACUUCGUCCAAAUUCGAUUUUUACCGAUUUUCCUUGUCCGAUAGUAACAUACCGGAUCAGGAAAAAGCCUGGAAUGAUACAGACCGAUUUGUUACCUUCACCGGUUUAAUUCCAGGCCGACUAUACAAUAUUACAGUUUGGACAGUCAGUCAGGGGGUUGAAAGUCAGCCCUUGCAACGCCAAGACAGACUUUAUCCUGAACCCAUCACUGGCAUCAAUGCAACUUCAGUCUCCGACACCGAAAUCACUCUCUCUUGGGCCUCCCCUCGGGGCGAAUUCAACGCCUUCGAAGUCCAAUACCUCACAUUCGAGAACACCCUCAUCCACAACUUGACGUUACAAAACACCAUCACCAUCACGGAGUUGAAGCCUCAUCGCAACUACACUUUCACUGUGAUGGUGCGGAGUGGUACCGAAUCGAGCAUUUUGCGACAGUCUAGCCCCGUUUCGGCCAUUUUCACGACCAAGGAGUCGGUUCCGGGUCGAGUGGAGCGAUUUGAACCUUUCGAUAUACAACCUAGUAGCAUUUCCUUUGAGUGGUCGCUCCCUCCGACUGAACAAAACGGAGUCAUCCGCAAGUUUACCAUAACUUACGGGCUUGAAGGCUCGUCGAAUACCCAAUCGCUUGAUUUCAAACCGAAUGAAUUCAAGGGGAAAAUCCGGCAGUUGUUGCCCGGAAAAACAUACGUGUUUCGGAUUCAAGGCGAGACGAAAGUCGGGUUUGGCCCGGAGAGGAUUUGGAAGCAGAAAAUGCCGAUUCGGGAACCCCCGGUGCCCAAUUCGAGAGCUGUCCCAACUGAGGUCCGACGAAGCUCCACCACGAUCCAAAUCCGUUUCAGGAAGAACUAUUUCAGUGAUGUGAACGGGCCUGUUACCACAUAUGCGAUUAUAGUCGCUGAAGAUUAUUCGAAGAAUGCCUCGGGGUUGGAGAUGCCGAGUUGGAGGGACGUUCAAGCGUACUCGGUGUGGCCCCCGUACCAAGUUUCCGAGCCCUAUUAUCCGUUCUUUAACAGUUCGGUCGAGGAUUUUACUAUAGGGGCCGAAAGUUGCGACAUACGCCAAGUGGGGUACUGCAACGGGGCCCUGAAAAGCGGCUCGACUUAUCGGGUGAAAAUCCGAGCUUUUACAGCGCCUGAUAAGUUCACCGAUACCGGGUACAGUUUUCCGAUUCAGACAGAUCAAGAGAACACGGGUAUCAUACUCGGGGUUUUGAUUCCGCUGAUCCUCUUCGGUGUCCUCUUCUUGGUUAUUAUCUACAUCAGACGACGAAGAUCGGCUCGUAAAGCCACAGACACGCGAACAAACGACAACAUGUCGCUCCCGGAUUCGGUUAUUGAGACAAGUCGGCCAGUGCGAAUCGACAGUUUCGCCAACCACUACCGACUAAUGUCGGCCGAUUCGGACUUUCGGUUCAGUGAAGAGUUCGAAGAACUGAAACACGUGGGGCGAGACCAACCGGCGACUUUCGCCGACUUGCCUUGCAACAGGCCCAAAAACCGCUUCACCAACAUUCUCCCAUACGACCAUUCCAGGUUCAAGUUGCAACCAGUGGACGAUGAAGAAGGCUCGGACUACAUCAACGCGAAUUAUGUGCCGGGGUAUAACUCCCCCCGCGAGUUUAUCGUGACCCAAGGCCCGUUGCACUCCACUCGUGACGACUUCUGGCGCAUGGUAUGGGAGUCCAACUCGCGGGCUAUCAUCAUGUUGACCCGUUGUGUGGAAAAGGGGCGCGAAAAAUGCGACCAUUACUGGCCCUACGAAUCCAUGCCAGUGUAUUACGGGGACAUUUCAGUGCAAAUUUUAAACGAAACUCGGUACCCAGACUGGAACAUAUCCGAGUUUAUGGUGUGUCGGGGUGACCAACAGAGGGUCAUCCGGCAUUUCCAUUUCACCACGUGGCCCGAUUUCGGGGUCCCCAACCCCCCUCAUACUCUCGUACGCUUCGUGCGGGCGUUCCGGGAGAGAGUGGGGUCAGACCAGCGCCCCAUUGUGGUCCACUGCAGUGCUGGAGUUGGCCGUUCGGGCACUUUUAUUUGCCUCGACCGCAUCCUCCAACAAAUCCUCGUUUCGGACUACGUUGACAUCUUCGGGAUCGUCUACGCGAUGCGUAAAGAGCGCGUGUGGAUGGUGCAAACCGAACAGCAAUAUAUUUGUAUCCAUCAGUGUCUUUUGGCGGUGUUGGAGGGGAAAGAACUGUCAGGGUCGCCGCGUGAAAUCCACGAAAAUCAAGGAUUUGAAGAAAUGGUAACACACUUGUUUAGUCGAUGUAAAAAGCUGCUAUUCUGUGGUUCAGGCAAAGGUGUUGGUGGAAACGGCGCUACUGUUGGGCCUUCUUUAGGCACGGGGGAGAAACAAAGGUAGAUUAACCGUACAUCUGGCUGCAUUUAACGCUUUAGCCGAUGACGAAGGCAUUGCAGAGUCUGGGAUGUGAUAAAAACGAAGAUAGGCAAGAAGCAAUAAAGUGUUUUAUAGAAACUAUUAGACUUUUGUUACAUAUAUUUUAUUAUGUAAUCGACUAUAGAAUUGAUAUUAUAUUUACUAAUUGUACAGUAUUUCCGCUAUUCUUUACAGUCAGAGACGCAGUAUUUCGUGACAAGUCUGGCAAAUAUCAUUCCUUGACACUUCAUUAAUCGCCCGUACUUUUUUCAUAUAAAUUAGUUAGAGAAAAAUACCGUUCUGUGAUAUAACGAUUCGGUUUUAGUAUAAUUUUAUAUAAAAAAGAUAAAUUACCCACUUGGCGUUAAUUAACCCGCUUUGUACUUAAAAAUCAAAAUAAAUAUUUUAUUCCAUUUA